Molecule: messenger RNA, 1903 nt
Organism: Triplophysa dalaica
Lineage: Eukaryota; Metazoa; Chordata; Actinopteri; Cypriniformes; Nemacheilidae
Gene: tmem120aa
Product: transmembrane protein 120Aa
Exons: 12
Coding region: 115-1140 (341 amino acids)
Biological process (GO): fat cell differentiation
Cellular component (GO): membrane
Source: RefSeq, a predicted model, not a curated record
GUGACUGACGUUAUGAAGAAAGCGUGUAGACCAUUACGGACACGGUAGAUUAGACCGUUAUCCCGUACGCCAUUAUUUAGGGACGCUAACUUUCAAUAAAUACACUUUCCGGAAAUGUUAUUUAAUCCGACCGGGUUGUCCGAAUGUUUACAGGAAUGGGAGGAUCUGGAAAAAGAUUACCAACAAGUCCAGGAGACACAUCGGCUGUAUAAACAGAAGCUGGAGGAAGUUUCGAAAUUGCAAGACAGCUGUUCGUCCUCUAUCGCACGCCAAAGGAAAAAGUUAAAGGACCUCUCCGAAGCUCUGGACGAGUGCAGAACCGCAGAAAGUCCAGAAGAUGUCAAUAAAAUAGUAGAGAUCCAAGAGUCAAUGAGAGAAAGACCUAAUGUCUUUUUUGAAAUGGAGGCCUUCCUGCCAAAGAAAAACGGGUUGUACCUCAGUCUUGUUCUUGGAAAUGUGAAUGUUACGCUUCUUAACAAGCAGGCCAAGUUUGCCUAUAAAGACGAGUAUGAGAAAUUCAAACUAUACUUGACUGUUAUUCUCUUGUUGUUCUCAUUCACCUGUCAGUUUUUGAUCAGCGACAGGGUUGUAGAUGCCCUUUUCAACUUCUUGUUGGUGUGGUAUUACUGUACAUUAACAAUAAGAGAGAGCAUUCUCAUUAACAAUGGCUCCAAGAUCAAGGGUUGGUGGGUGUUUCAACACUAUGUUUCAACAUUUCUUUCUGGAGUAAUGCUGACCUGGCCUGAUGGUGAACUCUACCAGAUGUUUAGAAAUCAGUUCUUGUCAUACGCCAUGUUUAUAAAUUUUGUUCAGUUCUUGCAGUAUUACUAUCAGAGUGGAAGCUUAUAUAGACUUCGAGCUCUUGGAGAAAGACACAACAUGGACCUCACUGUUGAGGGGUUUCAGUCCUGGAUGUGUAGGGGUCUGACCUUUCUCCUGCCUUUCCUUUUCUUCGGCCAUUUUUUCCAGCUUUACAAUGGAAUAACACUCUUUCAAAUGGCCCGACUUCCAGAAUGGAAAGAAUGGCAGGUUCUCAUGUGUGGCUCCACGUUCCUUGUUUUAUUCAUGGGUAACUUCUUCACCACUCUUGGUGUUGUUUACAACAAAUACAUGGAUCAAGACAAGACCAAAGCUUUAUGAACAUGACACAAUAGCACUAAACUAUUUAUGAAAGCAAUUUAUGUUUUAUGAACAUCUUUUUUAUGUAAGCGAGGGAUGGAAUGAUUGUGUUGUUUAUGUUAAAUGUAUGAGUAAUAGUUUAAUAGAAUUUUAGUAAAUAUUCUCAGGUGGGUGUUUUUGUUUCAGCCUGGAUAAGUGAUGAUUUUUGUAAAUUUGUCACAAAGCAAAAGAAGUGAACAGUCUUUGCCAUAAAAUAUUGAAUACAUUGUUCUUUUUUUGUUAAAUGGAUUUCAAUGUCAUGAAGUGUUUAAUUUCAUAUAUAAAUGGAAGAUCCUGACCUCAGAAUCUCAUAACGGUGUGUGUGUUAGUUUAAUGAUAAAAUUAUUUCAGCCUUCGUUUAAGGCAGUCAGAAUAAGGCAAUGUUUGUUUAAGAGAACCCAGCUAGAACAUUAAUAUUAUUUUCUAUCACAACCAUUGUGUUACAGUGUCAACAUAAGACUAUGUCCACACCUAUGUUUGAGUAAGGAGAAAUGUGCAAGCAUUGACAAUGAUUUUCACAAUUGACAAAAAGCCCUGACAAAUAGAAAUGGAAAGUACAAAUUUACAAAAAAGCCAAUUUGCAGCUUUACUUAGUUAUGAAGUAGAUCAUUUAAACUUCAUUUAAGUAAUGGUUUCUUGAUUUAUAGGAUUUCCUAUAAAACUCAAGUUGUCAUGUGCUUGCCAAAUAACCCGCAUAACGCUAAGAAUGUUAAAUCAAUUGCUCUAAUAAAAUAAAUUGAUAUAA